AUGAGGUACAGUUACUUCUCUCUGAAAGAGUAUCUGUCGUGUACUCACGUACUCACGCACAAGAGUGGUGGUGUUCGUGGUGGUGGUGGUGGUGGUGGUGGUGGUGGCGGUGUUGGCGGUUGUGGUGUUCGUGGUGGUGUUGGUGGUAAUGGUAGUUAUGGUGGUGGUUUUGUUGAUGGUGGUGGUGGUGGUGGUGGCGGUGGUGACGGUGGUGGCGGUGGUGACGGUGUUGACGGUGUUGAUGGUGGUGGUGAUGGUGGUGGUGUUGGUGGUGGUGAUCAAAACAAACUGGUCUUCAGAAAACAGUGA
Cryptotermes secundus is the source of this 309-nucleotide messenger RNA. RefSeq names its product putative glycine-rich cell wall structural protein 1. The coding region runs from base 1 to 309 and encodes 102 amino acids. NCBI's taxonomy places the organism in Eukaryota, Metazoa, Arthropoda, Insecta, Blattodea, Kalotermitidae. The transcript is spliced from 2 exons. The record is from RefSeq and is a predicted model, not a curated record.